GGGUACCAGGGAAAAUCUCGAGUCCGGGGUGCAGGGGUCGUCAUCCGAUAGGGUGCGGGAGGACGCCGAGAGAGAGACAGAGGUAAGGGUGAAAGUGAGAAUGAGAGAACCGAGGGAGGUGUCGAUACCGGGCGUGACCGAGGGUCUACCGCCUACCAUGACCCGAUAUGCGCUGCCAGCCGACGACGACGUCCAAGUCCCAGGCCUCCGCCCACUGCACGCUAUUUCGCCUUCCUACACACGGUGGAGAACGGACUUCGAAGAGAAGGGGGGAUUGCGAACGAGAGCCGAAGAGAUCAGCAGGCGUCAGAUCGCAAGGGGACGCGAGAGUGCGCGCGUCAACGUCUUCGACUUCCUCUCGCUUCGUUUUCAUCUCGGAUUUACGUCAUUUCGUGUUCUCUUCGAUAUUGCAGCGGUCCGUUUGUUCUUCCAAGACGAUGUCCGGAGUCGACGGCAAGACCUAGCACGUGUAACAUUCGCGGUACGAGUCGUGCAUCUUCGGGAACACGCCUGGUACGCUCCUUUUCCGCGGAGUCGCCCCACCAGAUUCUCCGGCGUUCUCCCUCUCCGACCUCCACCCUGUCCUUUCUUCCUUCCUUCCUCCCUGGAGUGUCAGUAGUCCCUUUCGGUAUCGCGGUCUGCGCGCAUUACCACCGUGCACCCGAUCGACGUCCUGAGUCGUACGCGUGCGCGUCGUAAAACUGUCCGCAGAGUGCAUCGCCGAGGACCUGGACAGUAUUAGAGAGCGCCGCGCAUGCCUUAGUGAUUUGAAUCGGCGGUCCGGGAUUCGAUAGGACCUCGAAUCAACACCGUCGAGGAUCGACCAUAGACAUGGACAGGUAUUCGCGUGAGUAUACCUAAAGUGUUUGUUCCGAGUACCGAUGAUUCGGUGUUAUCGACGGAGCCGAAAAAUUCGCGUCACGUGCGGCUGAAGUGUGUAACGUUGUACGAGCUCCCUUUUGGUCCGCGACCGCGACCGCGUCGGGACGUGGACACGGGUAGCUCUCAUUCCUCCAUCUCGUCGAUCCCGUGUCGUUUUGGCGGCGGGGGUGUCUAAUUGUGUCGUGGCCAACCGCAACGCGGUUAAACAGUCAAAAUUCGGGUGAAGAACAGAGAACCGUUGCCAUCGUACGCGAUGGAAAUGAGCGACGAGUACCAGGACAUGGGAAAUCCCGGCGGAGGGGUUGCGGUCGUCAACAUGCCGAUGGCCCAUCACCAGCAUUCGCCGGACAGUCCUCUGUCGCACCAGGAGGAGGACCUGUCGGAUCCGGACCUUCAAGACGAGGAGAGCGGCGAAGAGUUACCUCAGCAACCACUUCAGGGUAACACGCACUCCUCCGACAAUGCAGCCGCACAGCCCGUUACACCUACUCCAUUAACGCACUUGAACAGUCUGAUGGGCGCCCAUCAUCCGCAUUUCCUCACUAAGCUAAAAAUGGAGCCACCCGACGUGGACCUGAACAGUAAAAGCGGGUUGGAAGCAUUGCAAGCCGCGAUGGGCAGCGGUGGUUUCAAUCUGCCUUUCUCGUUUCCACCGCCGGCCGCGUUCCUCACGCCGCAGCAUCACUCGCAAAACAGUCACGCUCAGCCGGGGGGUAGUGGCGGCGGCGGUGGCUGUGGUGGCGGCGGUGGCGGUGUGGGAAGCAGCGUUGGAAACCAGGUAACGUCGUCGAACAGCUCGCACUCGAGCGAAUCGUCGCAGGGCAGCGCGAGGAACGGCGGCGUCGAGCCUCGGGAGAACAGCAAUCACUCGCAGAACAACUCAACGGGGACGAAUCACCAGCAGCAGUCGUCCAGCUGGAGCUUCGAAGAGCAGUUCAAACAGGUGCGUCAGCUCUAUGAGAUCAGCGACGAUCCAAAGAGAAAGGAGUUCCUGGACGAUCUCUUCACGUUUAUGCAGAAAAAAGGCUCUCCGAUCAAUCGGCUACCGAUCAUGGCUAAGUCUGUACUGGACCUGUACGAAUUAUACAAUUUGGUGAUCGCGAGGGGUGGACUGGUGGACGUGAUCAACAAAAAGCUCUGGCAGGAAAUCAUCAAAGGCCUCCAUCUGCCAUCGAGCAUCACUUCCGCAGCGUUCACGUUGCGCACCCAGUAUAUGAAAUAUCUGUAUCCGUACGAGUGCGAGAAGCGACGACUGUCAACGCCGGCGGAGUUGCAAGCAGCGAUCGAUGGGAACCGUAGAGAGGGACGUCGGAGCAGCUACGGUGCGUACGCGAGCGGCGGUGGAAGUGCCGAUGGUCUCAUGCAAAGGAACCCUCACACGCCAAACUCGCUCGCGUUGCACGCUCAAAUGUCACCGUUGUCAUUGGUCACGGCCGUCGCGGCCGGUGGCCAACAUCACGGACCGCAGUCUCUGAUGAACGGAGGUGCCGCCCACGCGCCUCUUACGCAUCAUCCACAUCACCAGCACCCUCAGGGACUUCCGGGACAACCGUCUAGCGCCGCAGGACCUAUUCCCGGUAUGGCGCCGUCCGAGUUCGAGGCACGCAUGGUCGAGUACGUGAAGCUGCUCAACAAGGAGCUGAGGAGCGCUGGCGCCAGGACGCCACCGCCGAUGAUCCACCGACAAACCAGCGACUCUCCCCCGGCGUCGACUUCUCCGAGGGACGGUGCAUUCAGUGCUUUGGAGAUGUCUCGACUCACUUUAUGGAAUAUGUACAAUAAUAACACUAUUUAUCCCGGAGUCAGUCAUCAGCCAAUGUCUCCUCAAGCAUCGCAUUCUCCGUUGCCUCAGGUACCGACACCUGAACCACAACGAGAAGCCCUAGAUCUCGGAUUGAGAUCAUCGCCGAUAUGUUCGUCCCCCGCGAGGCUGAGUUCACCUUCCUCGGGUGGGAGCAUGCUAGUGAAGAGGGAUCAAGAUAUAGGUCGACCCGGAUCAUCCGGUCCGCCGCCAGUCAAGAGACCACUCUCGGAUGAUGAUAGCCCGCUAGACAAGAGCGCUCCUGUAGGUACGCACAUAAAAAUUUCCAACCGAGGUGACGGAAGGAACGGUGAUAAUUCCUUGGUUGUCAGCAUGGAGCUGAACGGGAUAAUGUAUCAAGGCGUGUUGUUCGCUCAAUCCGAGAAUGGUACCGCGAACAGCACGUCGGGCAGCAGCAACGCAAAAGCGUCGCGGAGCAUAGUCUCGUGAAUGCUCAACAACUUCUUUCUUAAAUAUAUCUACUCGUUAUAUCCUUAAUUAAUAUAAUAAUCCUUAGAUGUAAUAAUGACCGGCCGAAGCAGUCUGCCAUAUAAUUAAUCAUUUUACGAUCGAUAGAUCUGCUUAAUUGAAUUGUACAAAUUUCAAAUCAUUGUUUCUCUACGGGAAGGGACUCAAAUUUCUGUUAGUUUCUCGCGUGAAGUCUUGAAUUCGCGUUGUGAUAUUAGUUUAUCGAUUCUGGUUACUUGCCCGAGUUUUUCUAUCAUCACGCCAACGUGUGCAGCUCUAUAUAUAUAUAUAUAUACACAUAUAAAUAUAUAUAUAUAUAUAUAUAUAUGUGUGUAUGUGUGUGCACGAGCGUAAUUUAAUUUUGCAAAUAUUUGAUAUUAUUAAUCAUUCUAAGGAAGUUACGAGCAAUUGCCAGCUCGUUAGGAUAAACGUGUGAUCGUGGUAGACUGCUCCCCGUUCGAUGAUUGAAACUUUGCUGUGUGAAUAAUCGUGUUUGUAUAAUCUG
Messenger RNA from Ceratina calcarata, 3656 nucleotides. RefSeq names its product retained (gene retn). Lineage: Eukaryota; Metazoa; Arthropoda; Insecta; Hymenoptera; Apidae. Gene Ontology annotation, biological process: regulation of transcription by RNA polymerase II. Gene Ontology annotation, molecular function: DNA binding. The coding region runs from base 1136 to 3133 and encodes 665 amino acids. The record is from RefSeq and is a predicted model, not a curated record. The transcript has 9 exons. Gene Ontology annotation, cellular component: nucleus.